AAACAGACGUUGGGCCAACGUCAAUAUGGGUUGGUUACGUUGGCCCAACCUAUCGGACAGAAAUACACCGUUGGGCCAACGUUGAUAUGGUCAGCGGCAAGGGCCCCCACAUAUAUGCAGCAUUUCAUGUUUAUUCUUCCCAGUAAACAUGGGGAAAAGAGUGUCUAGCUCCUUUUUAUGACGUUGUUUCCAAGCAAUAAAAUGCAUCAAAUGUGAAAUCAGAACAAUGUAUUUAUUAAAGAUUACAAAGAAAUGACAGGACAUCGUAUUACAAGAGACGGUUACAUAAAAUAAAAACAGUAAAAAUCGCUCUUCAUCUCGGUGAUGGACAGAUGUUGCGCUAGUGCGCUUGGCCUCGCGCAGCAGAGAGCGCUCAGGCCGCGCGCGCACUAGAAGAGCUGAUGCGCGAGCUCAUUCAAGAGAACAGUGAGCGCGUGAUUUAGAAUUAUCGUUAUUUUCCGUUAUCUUUUAACCGUUGGCCUUCUUCUAGACUUCACUGCAGCCGUUAACUCAGCCAGUCCAAGAUGUAUUCUAUAGUUGUUUUUACUGAAAAGAAUGAGACAGAGGUGAUACCAAGUGACUGGCUGAGCAUCGACAAAAAAAUUUCCUUUUGGCCCCCAUAUAAUAGUACAAAAUGUAGAAAAGCGGUUGAAAAAAAUGAAACUCCUGAUGAAGAAUGGAACGAAUAUAUAACUGAAUGGGUGGCUGAGUAUGAUUCCUAUGAAAAAGCCAGAAGAAAGCUGGUGAAGUUUUGUAAAGGCAACAGUUUGGAGUCUACAGAUGAGGACAGUGUACGGAAAAGAGUACCAUCAUCAAAAUAUGUAAAUGGAUUUACAUCAGGAAGACCUCCAGUGCAGGCCUCAACAAGCUGGCUCCACACAGAGACAAUGGAAAGACCAAAAAAAAAAAACUUCUGCAGUAAUGGAGCCAAAAGACUGAAAUUGCCAGCCAUACCACCAUUUGCACCAUCAGCACCUGCUAUGACAGUCCCUGAACCAAGACAAGAUGAAAGAGAACUCCGGCUCUACCAGAUGCUGGAAGAGAUAAAGGGUCAAGUCAGGCAGAAUACGCUCCUCCUUCAGGCCAUUAUGCGAAGAGAGAAUGCAGCUGAAGUUGUAAAUGAGGAGUUUCAGUUUCCAUUAAGGAGCAUGACAGGCAUAAAAGAUCUGGAGGAUAGGCUGUCAAACAGAGACACACAACGUUCUUUAACAAGAUAUCUUACCAGCUUGGGUGGAACAUCUGCCAAAGACAUUGUCCACAGAAUCAUGAGGGAAAUAAUAACCAAUGAGUUGGCCAACAAUUUUAAUUGGCAAGGGAGAGGACAGAAGAGCCCAUUUUCUACACUCUUGCUAGCAAAAGUUGUUAUAGAUGCAGCCAAAAAACAAGGAGCAAAAGUGGUGGAAGCCGAGGAAAAAAUAAAAACCUGGCUGAAGUAUAGUGGAGACCGAAAUGGAGGAAGAAAAAAAAGAGCGACAGAAAAAGAAAAGCAGAAGCCUCAAGCAGAUUCCAGCAGCUGUGAAAGUGAAUGAGUAUGCUGCUACUUCUCCUCCGCUCCGUCUAAAUCAUCAGAGCCACACACAAUCUCUAAUUUGCUUCAAAAAACUCUGCAGAAUCCGGAAGAGAGUCUGCACAUUUUCUCAUUAAACUGCAAUAAGUUAAUUUUGUUACCAAUAAAUUCAUUUUUAUAACCAA
Messenger RNA from Carassius auratus (goldfish), 1692 nucleotides. RefSeq lists its product as uncharacterized. Bases 525 to 1529 code for a protein of 334 amino acids. NCBI's taxonomy places the organism in Eukaryota, Metazoa, Chordata, Actinopteri, Cypriniformes, Cyprinidae. The record is from RefSeq and is a predicted model, not a curated record. The transcript is spliced from 10 exons.